AGAUUUAAUAUAAAGUUGAAAGAUGGAAAUGAAAGGUCCACAAGGUGCUUAUGGAGGACCACAUCCUGGCCAGCCAAUGGGAUCUGAUGUUCCACCAUCUGUCUGGAUGCCAGCUCCUGUUCCAAUCUCCAACUGCCCACCAGGGCUAGAAUAUCUAACACAGAUUGACCAGCUUCUGGUUCAUCAGCAAGUUGAGUUACUUGAAGCCUUGACGGGAUUUGAAACAAAUAACAAAUAUGAAAUAAAAAACGUCAUGGGUCAAAGAGUCUACUUUGCUGCUGAACAAAAUGAUUGCUGCAAUCGCAACUUCUGUGGAUCUGCCAGAUCGUUUACCAUAGUAAUUAUUGAUAACACAGGCCGUGAAAUUAUUAGAGUGCAGAGACCCCUCAGAUGCUCUUCCUGCUGUUUUCCAUGUUGCCUUCAGAAGCUUGAAGUACAGGCUCCUCCAGGGACUCCUAUUGGUUAUGUUAUUCAGAACUGGGAUCUCUGCAUGCCCAGAUUUACCAUUCAAAAUGAAAAAGAGGAGGAUGUUCUCAAAAUCGAUGGUCCUUGUUGUCCUUGUGCCUGUUACUCAGAUGUACACUUUGAGUUAAAGUCACUUGACAAAACUUCUGUUAUUGGAAAAAUUUCCAAGCAAUGGACCGGGCUUGUAAGGGAAUUAUUUACAGAUUCUGACAACUUUGGAGUCCAGUUUCCUCUGGAUCUUGAUGUGAAAAUUAAAGCAGUUGUACUUGGUGCUCUAUUCCUUCUGGAUUUCAUGUAUUUUGAACAUGAUGACUAAUGUACUGAAGACUUACUACUAAUGUUCUUGAAUACGAAUGGGAAAUUAUUUUAUCCCAUUUUAUAAAACAAGACCAAAAUGUGUUUUGUAUUCUAUUAAUAACUUUGUAGGUCCCUUCAUAGUUGGAAAACAUGAAUAACUUCACAUCCAAUAUGUGUCACAAAACUGUACAGAUAAUCAGCCUCAUUUUGAUACAUUAACAUGUAUUUACAUUUCUGCAGUGGUUAAAGGGAUACUUAAUCUAUUUUUUUUUCUUCCAUGAUUCAGAUAGAGCAUGCAAUUUUAAGCAACUUUCUAAUUUACUCCUAUCAAUUUUUCUUCAUUCUCUUGCUAUCUUUAUUUAAAAAGCAGUGAUUUAAAGCUUAGGAGCCAGGUUAUUUUAAUUUCAGCACCCUGGAUAGUGCUUGCUUAUUGGUGGCUACAUUUAGCAAACCAAUAAGCAAACAUAACCCAGGUUCUCAACCAAAAAUGGGUCGGCUCUUAACCUUUACUUUGCUGUUUUUGAAAUAAAGUUAGCAAGAGAACAAAGAAAAUUGAUAAUAGGAGUAAGUUAGAAAGUUGCUUAAAUUGCAUCUGAAUCAUUAAAGAAAAAAAUUGGGUUUAGUGUCCCUUUAAGUUUCUUUAAAACAAAAAGUACAACUUUCACUAUAGUACUUUUUUCAACCACUGAAAUCAGUUUUACAUUUAAUAAAAUAAUGUAGUGCAGCAGUUUUUUCAUAAAGUAUAUUAAAAUGUAAUAUGUAAAAUU
Messenger RNA from Bombina bombina (fire-bellied toad), 1529 nucleotides. Its product is annotated as phospholipid scramblase 1. The transcript has 7 exons. Gene Ontology annotation, biological process: plasma membrane phospholipid scrambling. The record is from RefSeq and is a predicted model, not a curated record. Gene Ontology annotation, molecular function: phospholipid scramblase activity. Gene Ontology annotation, cellular component: plasma membrane. The coding region runs from base 23 to 781 and encodes 252 amino acids. Lineage: Eukaryota; Metazoa; Chordata; Amphibia; Anura; Bombinatoridae.